Molecule: messenger RNA, 4890 nt
Organism: Ictidomys tridecemlineatus (thirteen-lined ground squirrel)
Lineage: Eukaryota; Metazoa; Chordata; Mammalia; Rodentia; Sciuridae
Gene: Ahcyl2
Product: adenosylhomocysteinase like 2
Biological process (GO): L-methionine cycle
Cellular component (GO): cytosol
Source: RefSeq, a predicted model, not a curated record
GGAGGCCGGAGGCGGGGCCGAGCCGGAGCCGGAGCCCGAGCCGGAGCCUGAGCCGGCGGUUGCAGCGGAGGCGGUGAUGUCGGUGCAGGUUGUGUCAGCAGCGGCUGCCGCCAAGGUGCCUGAAGUGGACCUGAAGGAUUUGAGCCCCUCUGAGGCGGAGCCGCAACUAGGACUGAGCUCGGCGUCAGUGGGCGCCAUGGCCCCUCCAGCAGGCGGCGGGGAUCCUGAGGUUCCGGCUCCAGCCGCGGAGCGGCCCCCGGCCCCUGGCCCGGGCUCGGGGCCCGCCGCCGCUCUCAGCCCUGCUGCCGGGAAGGUGCCUCAGGCGUCAGCCAUGAAGCGGAGCGACCCACAUCACCAGCAUCAGCGGCACCGGGACGGCGGCGAGGCCCUGGUCAGCCCCGACGGCACAGUCACCGAGGCGCCGCGCACAGUCAAGAAGCAGAUCCAGUUUGCUGACCAGAAGCAAGAAUUCAACAAGCGUCCCACCAAAAUUGGACGUCGCUCUCUCUCUCGUUCCAUUUCUCAGUCAUCUACUGACAGCUAUAGCUCAGCGGCUUCAUAUACAGAUAGCUCUGAUGAUGAGACAUCCCCCAGGGACAAACAGCAAAAGAACUCUAAGGGAAGCAGUGACUUCUGUGUCAAGAACAUCAAACAGGCAGAAUUUGGACGAAGAGAAAUUGAAAUUGCUGAACAAGAAAUGCCUGCACUGAUGGCUUUGAGGAAGCGAGCUCAAGGAGAAAAGCCUUUGGCUGGAGCCAAAAUUGUGGGUUGCACACACAUCACUGCGCAGACUGCUGUACUUAUGGAAACUCUGGGUGCUCUGGGGGCACAGUGCCGAUGGGCUGCCUGUAACAUCUAUUCCACUCUCAAUGAAGUGGCUGCUGCUCUAGCAGAAAGUGGAUUUCCUGUCUUUGCCUGGAAAGGAGAGUCAGAAGAUGACUUUUGGUGGUGCAUUGACAGAUGUGUGAAUGUGGAGGGCUGGCAGCCAAACAUGAUCUUGGAUGAUGGAGGGGAUCUUACUCACUGGAUUUAUAAAAAGUACCCCAAUAUGUUUAAGAAAAUCAAGGGCAUAGUCGAGGAGAGUGUUACUGGAGUCCAUAGGCUGUACCAACUGUCCAAAGCUGGGAAGCUCUGUGUCCCAGCCAUGAAUGUCAAUGACUCAGUCACCAAACAGAAAUUUGACAACCUGUACUGUUGCCGUGAAUCAAUUCUUGAUGGACUUAAAAGGACAACAGACAUGAUGUUUGGUGGAAAGCAAGUGGUAGUCUGUGGCUACGGAGAGGUUGGGAAGGGGUGCUGUGCUGCUCUGAAAGCCAUGGGCUCCAUUGUGUACGUUACUGAGAUAGACCCCAUCUGUGCCCUGCAGGCCUGUAUGGAUGGAUUUCGACUGGUGAAAUUGAAUGAGGUCAUCCGACAAGUGGACAUUGUUAUUACCUGUACAGGUAAUAAGAAUGUGGUAACCAGAGAACACUUGGACCGUAUGAAGAAUAGUUGCAUCGUUUGUAACAUGGGACAUUCCAACACGGAGAUUGAUGUGGCAAGUCUGCGGACACCAGAACUGACCUGGGAACGAGUGAGAUCCCAAGUUGACCAUGUGAUAUGGCCUGAUGGCAAGAGGAUAGUACUGCUGGCAGAGGGCCGUCUACUGAACCUAAGCUGCUCCACAGUGCCUACAUUUGUGCUCUCAAUCACUGCUACUACUCAGGCUCUCGCCUUGAUAGAGCUUUACAAUGCUCCUGAGGGUCGCUAUAAGCAGGAUGUCUACCUGUUGCCUAAGAAAAUGGAUGAGUACGUGGCAAGCCUACACCUGCCCACCUUUGAUGCCCACCUGACAGAACUGACAGAUGAACAGGCCAAGUAUCUGGGACUCAACAAGAAUGGGCCCUUCAAGCCUAAUUACUACAGGUAUUAAGUGCCUGUAACUCAAGCCAGAAGACAUUAUAAGGAAUAGAACUCCACACCUUUUCUCCACUACUAUCCAAGAAAGACCUUGCAAGCUGCUCCUUCAAUCAGCUGCCCGCCGUGCUCACCCUGUGUGUUAGGUUAUUUAUUUAUUAAAAUCUAGAAUCCUGUGCCUGUAGCCUUGGCCCAGAGUGUGGUUACUGCUCCGAGGGCCAUGAGAGCUACAGAGGACAGACUGAGGAAGGAAAGAAAUGGGGGACCCAUUCCUAAUGCAUCAUACACAUCAUUCCCCAUUGACUCUGAAUCCUCAGCAAUGGCCAUUUUUCUCAUGUUCAGGCUCAGGAGUUAGUCCAGGGAUUCCAGGCCUCCUGUUCCCUGGGUUUUCUGGAAUAAAGUUUUAGUAGCUGCCUUUCUUAGCUUUGGCCCUUCUCCAGGUAAGGCCUUUGGGAGCCACUGAAUUAACGUGACCUGAGUUCCCAGCCUUGACCAUCACUAUCACUGCCUUCUCUAUAAAAAGGCUAGUCAGGAAGGAGUGUUAAGGCCUUGGCAAACUGCAUUAAGAACUUAGCUGGGCCUGUGACUAUGCCUACUGGGGUGUCCUUCCUUACCCAGCAUUCCUUUCUUCUUGAAUAUUUAUGUCCAUUUUGAUGCUUUCUGGUUCCAAGAGGGAUAUACCUUCAUGAUCUCAUCAACAGCUCUGAUGUUUGUCAGACUUUUUUUUUUUUUUAAACCAUCUUUCCAACCCCAUCAAACUCUACUCAGGAAGUGAGAGCCAGUACCACCAGGACUCAUAGUUUUGUUUUAUUGUCAUUUUACUGGAUAUUUUCCCAGGAAGACCCCUUCAGAUUGGCACUGUCUCAGAAAAGGAGGGCUUGUUGUGGAACACUGCUUGCUUAAACUUUUGUUAUUAUCUAAAAAUACUUCUGAAACAAGUAGGGAAGGCUAUACUUUCCCAGGGAUUUAAAGGUUUAAGUCCUCCGAAAUGGGACAGGUGUUUUAGGCCCACUACUUGACACUCUUAAGAAGCAGGUAUGUUUGUUCCCAGAAAAGACUUGGCAGCUUGACUGGCUGAGGGGUAGAGAUGACACUAUAACCUGUAUCCAGAUGACCAAAGCUAGUUUGACUAGCUUGAACCUCAUCAUUCAUUUAUCCCUUUGGCCAUUGCCAUGGUAAAACCAACUACAGUUUGAUCAGUGGUCUUUGUUCAGCUGGCAUAUCUUUUGUGUUCUGACCUUUUUAAGAUUUCUGUUUCAGAGUUCAUUUCUUGAGUAACUCCAGCAUUAUAAAAAAUAUUAGUAAUGCAAGCAACAUGGAAUUUUAUAUCCCACCCAAAAGCUGAAUUCCUUUUAGAGGCUAACUUGCUGACUUAAAGGUUUCCAUUGGGACCACAUUAGUUCUAAGGAUUGAAAUCUGGAAUGACUCUAGGAAUCUUGAAUUAAAUAAGUCUCUCUUCCCUCAGCCAGCCCUAUUUAAUGCUUUCAUGUUUGUUUCCCAUUUUUUCCUUAUGAUGGUCUGCCUCAAAAGUCUCAAGACCAAGGUGACUCAAGGAAAUACCAGACCAUCCAGAGUUACUAAAACCUUCCCAUCCUGACCACCCUCUACCUCCACCCUGUUCAACUUCCCCUGGUCUUCACAUAUACCCUUAGAGCUAGUCUGGAAAUGUCCUUUGUUCUGGAGAUACGGAGGUAUAACUUGGUAGAUGGCUAUUUGCGCCAUUAAAUAAAAUAUAGACUCAGCCCAUUGAGUCUGGUUCUUCAGAGGCCGUUUCUUAGCACUAUUGGAAAAGUGCCACAUACGUGACUAUAUUCUAAUUUAUAAGGAAGACUAUAAAUGCUGAAACUUCUGCUAGACUAUUAAGUUCUUUUGCCUGCCCAGUUCUGAUGGUUGUAUUAAUUGGAUCUCUUUACCAAAAGAUUCAAAUCUUACCUCAUCUAUGUCCAGCAGAUUCCAUUAGACAUAUCUGGACUCUUGCCUAUUAUGUUCUUAGACCAAAAAUCAUAACCUGCUGUUUCCCAGCAAAGCCUUGCUCUCUGUGGAGCUUACUAUGUGCUGGUACUUUUAACACUCUGCCUCACGAUAGUGAAGACACUCACUCCAAAAUAGAAGAGGAGCCACAUGGGCUUCUAAGUUAGGUUGUCAGUGUUGCUGCCCAUGGUGAGCUAUUUGCCUCUGAGUUUCAGAUGACCUCCCUUCCUCUCUCUCUGGGGACCCUGUUUCAUCAACCAUUAAAAAGAAGGAGUCCCAGGCCUCCUAUUUGGAUUGUUUAUUAAUGUUGGAAUCUGAUCAUUAUUCCCUCUACCCUUGGAAUCAGAGCAAAUAUGUCUUCUUUCCUCCAGCCUCUCAUCUUAGAUGCGCCCUAGGUAUCAGGAGGCAUGGGAAAGAAGGCCAAUUAUCUCUUUGUAUGUGACCCUGGCCUGUGGGGAUACAUACCAUUUUAUCUUCAAUGAACUCAUGCUAGUUUCAAGGUCUUUUUGCCUUCUUAAUGGAAAUAUUCAAUUUCCUUUUUUUCUCACUGAGAAAAAAAUGCAUCUAGUCUACCUUCCCUCUGCCCUCCCAACUCCCCAUCCUACCUUCCCAAGUGAGCAUGGCUCUCUGUGGCCACACACUCCUGCAAAGCUUUUUUGCUGCUUGGCUUUUAUCUGAACAGAUCUGAAAUUGCUGCUCCUGUGGUUAUCUCAAAACUAACUUUGUCAUGGUUUAAAAAGAAUCAAAAUGCAUUGUUGCAUUAAGCUUUUUUAAUAAAGGAAAAUUAUGGAAAGAAAAUAGGCAACACCAGCAAAUUAUAUGUGGACAAGUCCUAAACUAUAUAUACAUAUAUAAAAAAUAAUCAUCUAGUUCUCACUAUCAUCUUAUUAAAAGGAACAAAAACUUCUAAGGAUCGCCAUUUCUGAGAAGCUCUUGGAAAUCUUUAUGUCUAAGUGAUUGUAUUAGAUCAGCAAUAAUGAUUAUGUAAUCUCAAAAGACAAAAUAAAAUAUUCUUAAAAUGGA